UACAGUUUGCGUCACGCGCACUAAAGAAUUGUGCAGCCAGCAUCUGUGGCGAUGAGCGCCGAUGAGUAAUUGUGUUCUCGACGAUCGGGUCCGUCAUGUCAAUCGGAAGAUAGCAUUUUCUUUUGCACUUUCUCGCAAAAUUCACGCGAAGAAUAAGCGUGUCGUUGUAGACAUCGCGCGGUUCGUUUGCGACGGAUUCGUCCCGGUUCUCGCGUCGCUCGUCGUCGGCUGGAAAAAACGGCGCUAGAUCUGGGAUAGAUUGAUCCCGCUUUUGAGGUUAGAACUCGCAUCUCUCGUCACAACGGGGGUCGAACAGUCAGCCAUGUCCGUCUCUCAGAUGGAAAAGAAUCUGUUCAACUUGAAGUUCGCGGUGAAAGAGCUGGAGAGAAAUUCGAAGAAAUGCGAGAAGGAGGAGAAGAUAGAGAAGUCGAAGAUCAAGAAGGCGAUACAGAAGGGCAACAUGGAGGGCGCCCGUAUCCACGCGGAGAAUGCGAUUCGGCAGAAGAACCAGGCCCUGAAUUACCUCAGAAUGAGCGCCAGGGUGGACGCGGUGGCCAGCAGGGUGCAGACCGCGUUGACGACUCGCAAGGUCACCCAGUCCAUGGCCGGUGUCGUCAAGGCGAUGGACGCCGCCAUGAAGUCGAUGAACCUGGAGAAGAUCUCCGGGCUCAUGGACAAAUUCGAGAGCCAGUUCGAGGAUCUGGACGUGCAGAGCUCGUACAUGGAGAACGCCAUGUCGCAGACCACAACCACCAACGUACCUCAGAACGACGUGGAUUCUCUGAUGCAGCAAGUUGCGGACGAAGCUGGAUUGGAGUUGAACAUGGAACUUCCGUCGGGACAACUCGGCAGUAUUGGCACUUCGACGGCGGUGAGCCAGGAGCAGGACGAACUAACGCAGAGAUUGGCACGACUUAGAGAGUAAUGACGAGCCGCAUUAAUGUAAAUUGUGUCAGGUGUUUUAUAAAUUAUGUAAUAUAUUCCUAACGUUACUAUGGUAAGCAUUAUAAUGGUGAUACAUGUAUUUUCCAAAUCUCGACCCUAAACCGAUCGAAAUAAGUUGACGGCCCGAGCAAAUGAGGGAGAUACAACGUUCUUAGUUGUAAAGCAUCCCGAUAGUGGGUCUCUCUCUUUUAUUAAGAUAUAAUUUUUGUAGAAAUUUGCUAGAAGGUCAUUACAUGCUUUAGGCUUUAGUAGGUAUGUAAGAAUGUUAUAGGCUACUUUGGCUUACUUGUCUACGAAGCAUCGAGUCCAUAGACGAUUGGUCUCCUACUAUUUAUUUUGCAUUUCAAGAUUAUACACCGAUUUUACAAGAUGCUUUCUAAUCACAUAACGUUACUUGCUUCCGAAGUGUAAGAGUAAAAAGAAUUUAAGCCAAGGUUCAGCAAGAAACUCACUGAAUUUUUUAUCAACGUAAUCGUGAAAUGCAAUCUCGCGGAAUGCUUUCGCUAUAAGAAUUCGUGUUGUACAUUAUAUAAAUAGAAAAUAAAUAUAUUUACCGUUCAUUA
Vollenhovia emeryi is the source of this 1508-nucleotide messenger RNA. It is a transcript of the gene Chmp1, whose product is annotated as charged multivesicular body protein 1b. The record is from RefSeq and is a predicted model, not a curated record. Gene Ontology annotation, biological process: endosome transport via multivesicular body sorting pathway; late endosome to vacuole transport; protein transport. The transcript is spliced from 3 exons. NCBI's taxonomy places the organism in Eukaryota, Metazoa, Arthropoda, Insecta, Hymenoptera, Formicidae. Bases 323 to 925 code for a protein of 200 amino acids. Gene Ontology annotation, cellular component: multivesicular body; ESCRT III complex.